CAGCCCCGCACCACGUGACUGUCGGGAAGGAGGUCGGCAGGGGAGGGGGAGCUGUGGCCGUAACCCCUUCCACUCCGCCUGCGGCCGUCGGCCGUGGUGGCCGGGCGGUCCAGCAGGUGGGCCGAGAGCAUGCGAGAGCCCCAGCCUGGAGGCCGCGGGCCCGCUGCUCAGCACACCUGGCUCCGGAGGCCAUGGCCUGCCUCCAUGAGACCCGAACACCCUCCCCUUCCUUUGGGGGUUUUGUGUCUACUCUAAGUGAGGCUUCCAUGCGAAAGCUGGAUCCAGACACUUCCGACUGCACCCCUGAGAAGGACCUAACACCUACCCAAUGUGUACUUCGAGAUGUUGUGCCUCUGGGUGGGCAGGGCGGGGGAGGACCCAGCCCCUCCCCAGGUGGAGAGCCUCCCCCAGAGCCUUUCGCCAAUAGUGUCCUGCAGCUACAUGAGCCAGACGCCGGUGGGCCAGGGGGAGCCACUGGGUCCCCGGAGAGUCGAGCAUCCAGAGUUCGUGCUGAUGAGGUGCGACUGCAGUGCCAGAGUGGCAGUGGCUUCCUUGAAGGUCUCUUUGGCUGCCUGCGCCCUGUCUGGACAAUGAUUGGCAAAGCCUACUCCACAGAACAUAAGCAACAGCAGGAAGACCUUUGGGAAGUCCCCUUUGAGGAGAUCCUGGACCUGCAGUGGGUAGGCUCAGGAGCUCAGGGUGCUGUUUUCCUGGGACGCUUCCACGGGGAAGAAGUAGCUGUGAAGAAGGUUCGAGACCUCAAGGAAACCGACAUCAAGCAUCUGCGAAAGCUGAAGCACCCCAACAUCAUCACGUUCAAGGGUGUCUGCACACAGGCUCCCUGCUACUGCAUACUGAUGGAAUUCUGCGCCCAAGGCCAGCUCUACGAGGUGCUGAGGGCUGGCCGUCCUGUCACCCCUUCCUUGCUGGUUGACUGGUCCAUGGGCAUUGCUGGUGGCAUGAAUUACCUGCACCUGCACAAGAUCAUCCACAGAGACCUUAAAUCUCCCAACAUGCUAAUCACCUAUGACGAUGUGGUGAAGAUAUCAGAUUUUGGCACUUCCAAGGAGCUGAGUGACAAGAGCACCAAGAUGUCCUUUGCAGGGACAGUGGCCUGGAUGGCCCCUGAGGUGAUACGCAAUGAGCCUGUGUCUGAGAAGGUCGACAUCUGGUCCUUUGGGGUGGUGCUAUGGGAACUACUGACUGGCGAAAUUCCCUACAAAGACGUAGAUUCCUCAGCCAUCAUCUGGGGUGUAGGAAGCAACAGUCUCCACCUGCCUGUGCCCUCCAGCUGCCCAGAUGGCUUUAAAAUUCUGCUUCGCCAGUGCUGGAACAGCAAACCACGAAACCGUCCUUCAUUCCGACAGAUCUUGCUGCACCUGGACAUCGCCUCAGCUGACGUGCUCUCCACACCCCAGGAGACCUACUUUAAGUCCCAGGCAGAGUGGCGGGAAGAAGUAAAACUGCACUUUGAAAAGAUCAAGUCAGAAGGGACAUGUCUGCACCGCCUAGAAGAGGAGCUGGUGAUGCGCAGAAGGGAGGAGCUCAGACACGCCCUGGACAUCAGGGAGCACUAUGAGCGGAAGCUGGAGAGAGCCAACAACCUGUACAUGGAACUGAACGCCCUCAUGCUGCAGCUAGAGCUCAAAGAACGGGAACUGCUCAGGCGAGAGCAGGCUUUAGAAAGGAGGUGCCCAGGUCUCCUGAAGUCACACCCAUCCCGCGGCCUCCUACACGGAAACACCAUGGAGAAGCUCAUCAAGAAAAGGAAUGUGCCACAGAAACUGUCACCCCACAGCAAAAGGCCAGAUAUUCUCAAGACAGAGUCUUUGCUACCUAAACUAGAUGCAGCCCUAAGUGGGGUGGGGCUUCCUGGGUGUCCUAAGGGUCCCCCCUCACCAGGAAGGAGUCGUCGUGGCAAGACCCGACACCGAAAGGCCAGUGCCAAGGGCAGCUGUGGAGACCUGCCUGGGCUUCGAGCAGCAUUGCCCCCCCACGAGCCUGGAGGACUAGGAAGCCCAGGGGGUCUGGGAGUGGGCCCUCCAGCUUGGGAUGCCUGCCCCCCUGCUCUCCGCGGACUCCACCAUGACCUUCUACUGCGAAAGAUGUCGUCCUCCUCCCCAGACCUUCUGUCAGCAGCACUGGGAGCCAGAGGCCGAGGAGCCACCGGGGGAGUUCGGGAUCCUGGCUCACCUCCUCCACCCCAGGGCGAUACUCCUCCAAGUGAGGGAUCAGCUCCUGGUUCCACCAGCCCAGAUUCACCUGGGGGGGCCAAAGGGGAACCACCUCCACCAGUAGGACCUGGUGAAGGCGUGGGGCUGCUGCUGGGAACUGGAAGGGAAGGGACUGCAGGCCGGGGAGGAAGUCGGGCUGGGUCCCAGCACUUGACCCCAGCUGCACUGCUGUACAGGGCUGCAGUGACUCGGAGUCAGAAACGCGGUAUCUCAUCUGAAGAGGAGGAAGGAGAGGUUGAUAGUGAAGUAGAGCUGCCCCCAAGUCAGAGGUGGCCUCAGGGCCCGAACAUGCGUCAGUCACUAUCUACCUUCAGCUCAGAGAACCCAUCAGACGUGGAGGAAGGUACAGCUAGUGAGCCUUCCCCCAGUGGCACACCAGAAGUUGGCAGUACCAACACUGAUGAGCGGCCAGAUGAAAGGUCUGAUGACAUGUGCUCCCAGGGCUCAGAAAUCCCACUGGACCCACCUGCUUCAGAGGUGGGUCCUGACCCCGAAACCAGCUCCUUGCCCAUGCAACACCAGGAUCUACUUAGAGGUGAGCAGGGCCUCAACCCUGAGGACUCGGACUGUGACAGCACUGAACUGGACAACUCCAACAGCAUUGAUGCCUUGCGGCCCCCAGCCUUCCUUCCUCCAUGAAAGACACUCUUAUUCCUUGUACAUAGAGAAAUAUUUAUAUAAAUAAUAUAUAUGCGCCACAUAAUCAACAGAUAGAUGGGGCUUUCUGAGCCUUAAGUCAGGCUUGAGAGUGAAGGACCCCCUGACCAAUUCCCGAAUACGUUCUAGGGACACUGGCAGCUGUGGAAACAAAUGAUUCCAAGUUCUACCCUAGAGCCACGAGGAGAGGAAAUUGGUCCCUUCCUGCUUCACCCCAUUCCUUAUGUUCAGCAAGCAACUAGGCAAUAGAAAAGCCAGGCUUGUCUCUGCACUGUCCCCCCUCAACACUGGGGGGCAGGCGAGGAUCCACCUAAGACUGCACUUUUAUUUUCCGUUCACUGUUUACACAUUUUGCACUUGAGGAGAGGGAAACUGGGGCUGGGUCCUCCCCUCUGAGGCUUCUCAGGUGGCAAUGUAACCCAUUUCUUUGUCCCUCUGUCUUUCUGCCCGAGCCCUGGCUUAGGGCCCAGAGGCAAGUUACAAGACUGAUAGCAUGUGAUGGCUCAGGCUGAAGAGCUGGAGAACUGGGGUGCUGUUUAAGUCCCUACUGUUAUCCUGGUGCCUGGUAGGGGUGGGGACUGUCAUAUUGUAACCCCUGUGAACAACCCUCAAAUAUAACCACUCCAUGCAGGCCCAGCUGUCGAGGGUUUUCUUGGUGAAUGAAUGGAGUGGAUACACGGUUAAGAGUUUGAGGAAUUUGGACAGGUUACUUUCUAUUUUUUCUAAACAUGUCAAACUCCAACUUUCUAAGUUAACUUUUCUAAAUUAUUUCAGGACAAGAAUAUAAAUGGGUUUCAAAACAUCCAGGGAAAAGGCUAUCAGUAAACAGUCACUAGAACAUAAGAUUAAAGUAUGAGCUAGAGAAUAAGGGGCAGUCACCCCCAAACUUACUAUCACCAGGUACAUGUGUGUGUAUGUAUGUGUGUAAAAUACAUGUACACACAUCUUCCUAACCCAGCUCCAUAGACACAUCUGUUGCUCUACAAUCCUAGUGCAGUAUAAUUGCCAUUCUUCACAAAUAAAUCUUCUAAAGGCCACCCAAAAUCAUGGUGGGGGGAAAGAUCAAGGGCAAUUAAAAAAAGCAAAAUAACAGAAAAAAACAUGGAGUGGUAAAACAGAAGAAAAUAUCUUAAUUCUAUUGAAACCCACCAGGGCUCUGUGAAGGUUUAAAGGUAUAAAAAUAACAUCAAGACAGGAAUAACACCCACAUAAGUCACUGUGGCAUCCAGUUUCUAUUCACAAAGAAAAAGCUCCAGUCCAUCUUUUAAUUUUUUUUUUUGAAAAAUUCCUGACAUUACAGAACUAAACUGAAAUGUAUUAAUAUUCCACUCUUACAUUUCCAUGACAAACAAAAAUUCAUGAGCCAAAAAAAAAAAAAAACCCAAAAAAAUGGAAAAAAGGGGAGAAG
Peromyscus maniculatus bairdii (prairie deer mouse) is the source of this 4299-nucleotide messenger RNA. It is a transcript of the gene Map3k12, whose product is annotated as mitogen-activated protein kinase kinase kinase 12. Gene Ontology annotation, molecular function: MAP kinase kinase kinase activity; ATP binding. The record is from RefSeq and is a predicted model, not a curated record. Gene Ontology annotation, biological process: JNK cascade; protein autophosphorylation. Lineage: Eukaryota; Metazoa; Chordata; Mammalia; Rodentia; Cricetidae. Gene Ontology annotation, cellular component: cytoplasm.